This is a messenger RNA of Clarias gariepinus (North African catfish), 4733 nucleotides long. It is a transcript of the gene sema6bb, whose product is annotated as sema domain, transmembrane domain (TM), and cytoplasmic domain, (semaphorin) 6Bb. The transcript is spliced from 18 exons. The record is from RefSeq and is a predicted model, not a curated record. Gene Ontology annotation, molecular function: semaphorin receptor binding; chemorepellent activity. Lineage: Eukaryota; Metazoa; Chordata; Actinopteri; Siluriformes; Clariidae. Gene Ontology annotation, biological process: neural crest cell migration; axon guidance; negative regulation of axon extension involved in axon guidance. Bases 351 to 2984 code for a protein of 877 amino acids.
UGUGUGUCUCAGCCAAACGCGCAAGCCGCGCGCGCGACAGUUGUCUCGAACCGGCAUGGCACUGGCACGGCGGAGGCGCGCGCUCCCGGACCCGCACUCGGACAGGUGCGCGAGACAACAGGAGCUUUGACUUUCCCGUUCUGUAUUUUUCUUCUUUUUUUUUUUUUUUCUUCUUCUUCUUCACUCCUCCUCCGUCUGCGCUGUGGAUUUAUUCCUCUAGACCCGAAGAGAGAGAGAGAGAGUGUGUGUGUGUGUAUACACCGCUUCAUCACGCAGGACCGGUGUCCCUCACGCCGCCGUGUGCGCCGACACUGGAGACUCCUUCCCUAAACCCUCAGUCCUCGGCAGUCAUGACGCCCCUGAUCGCGCUCCUCUGCCUGGUACGGUUGGCGAGCUCUGCGUUCCCAGAGGAACCCGGACCCUUGAACUCCAUCCCUACUGAAGUCGUCAGGAGGUAUCCCGUCUUCCUCGGCCGAGCUCAUAGCUCAUCAGUCAAUCAGGAGCCGUUACACAUCCAGAGAGUCCUGCAGGUCAACCGCACGCUCUACAUCGGGACCAGGGACGACCUCUUUCGUAUGGAGCUGGACAACAUGGGAGGAGACGAGAUGUUUUACAGUAAGAAAAGGACGUGGGAGUCUAACCGGAACGACAUCAAAAUCUGCAGAAUGAAGGGCAAGCAUGAGGACGAGUGUCGUAACUACAUUAAAGUCCUGCUGAGUCGACGAGGCGGUCUCUUCAUCUGCGGCACCAACGCCUUCAACCCACUGUGCGCCAACUACACAGCAGACACUCUGGAGAUGGUGGGUGAGACAGUCAGUGGUAUGGCGCGAUGUCCCUACGACCCCAAACACGCCAACGUGGCUCUGUUCGCAGGUGGAAGCCUCUUCACUGCCACAGUGACUGAUUUCUUGGCGAUCGACGCGGUGAUCUACAGGAGUUUGGGCGACGCUCCGACUCUGCGCACCGUCAAACACGACUCCAAAUGGUUCAGAGAGCCAUACUUUGUCAGCGCUGUGGAGUGGAGAGAACACAUCUACUUCUUCUUCCGUGAGAUGGCCAUGGAGUUCAACUACCUGGAGAAGGUGGUCGUGUCCCGGGUGGCACGUGUGUGUAAGAGUGACGUUGGCGGCUCGCAGCGUGUUUUAGAGAAACAGUGGACGUCUUUCCUGAAGGCUCGACUCAACUGCUCCAUCCCCGGAGACUCGCACUUCUACUUCAACCUGCUGCACUCCACCAGCUCGGUCCUGCAGCUGCAGGGGAGGGACGUGAUCCUCGCCGUGUUCUCCACCCCCACCAACAGUAUCCCCGGCUCGGCGGUGUGUGUGUUUGACAUGGAGCAGCUCUCGGUGGUGUUUGACGGCAGGUUUAAGGAGCAGAAAUCUCCCGAGUCGAUCUGGACGCCAGUGGCAGAUGAGCUCAUCCCUAAACCCAGACCCGGCGGCUGUGCUGGUCAGGGCUCCAGCUUUAACUCGUCCACUUCGUUUCCUGAUGAGAUGCUGAACUUUGUGAAGACGCACCCUCUGAUGGACGAGGCCGUGCCGUCUGUGGGACAGAGACCCUGGAUCAUCAGGACCAUGGUCAGAUAUCAACUCAAUAAGAUGGUGGUGGACACAAACGCCGGUCCCCAUGGCAACCGCACCGUCGUUUUCCUCGGCUCCAACCGCGGCACCAUCCUUAAGUUUCUCGUCCUCCAUGACGGAGACACCGUGGCGUCCAACAGCAACGUCUUUCUGGAGGAGCUGGAGGGAUUCAACCCGGAGAAGUGUGCUACAGAUUCUCCUCAGGCUCGGCAGCUCCUGUCACUCUCUCUGGACUCCGUCAGUCACACACUGCUGCUGGCGUUUCCGUCCUGCGUGAUCCGAGUCCCGGUCGCUCGCUGCCAUCUCUACUCACGCUGCAUGAAGAACUGCAUCGCCUCCAGAGAUCCGUACUGCGGCUGGACUAAAGGCAGCACAUGCUCCUUCCUCCGAGUCGGCACCAGGCUUCCAUUCGAGCAGGACGUGGAUCACGGAAACACCUCGCAUCUGGGCGACUGUGACGGCUUGCUCCAGGAGAUUUACGUGGAGGAACCGGAUGGCCUGGUGUCUGUCAACCUUCUGAUCAUGUGUGCCGUUUCCGCGUUCACCACCGGGGCGGCGCUCUCCGCCCUGAUGAUCUGCUGGCUCAUGACAUUCAAGCAUCGGCGCCGUUCCAGGAGCGGGGCUCCGAGCCAGCCUGGUCGUCACCAUGGUGACAGGGAGCAGUGCGUGCUAGGACAUGGACGUAGCACCUCAGCGAUUAGUGUGACGAGGAUCAGCGGCGUCGAUGCUCAGGUAGAGGACCUGUUCACUAACGGCUGGCCUAAAUCUGUAGAGAUCCAGGAUCCGGGAUUGCCGACUCCAGAGCAAACACCGCUGCAGCAGAAACGACCCACUCCUGAUAUCCACGACCACACCCAUCUCCACCUCCCGGACUCGGAUUGGGAGCAAAGCCAAACGUUUAUCACCCAAACCGGUCCAAAUGCCUCCAUCAUGUACCUGAGCUCCGAUUACUUACACGGCGGUGACGGAGGCCAGCAGGAUGACCCGGGUAUCCCGAACAUCGAAAGGCAGCGCUAUCUCAUCCUUCCUCAUCCUGUGGUACAUAAAGAGCAAAGCAGGCAUCAUCCCACGCGCAAUUCCGCCGGCGACUACCGACCGGGGACCCCUCAAGGCUCGCCCGAGCGCAGGAAGGUGGUGUCCGCUCCAAAUCCGCACUUGGAUUACGGCAAUCCGCCACACUGGAGCCAAAAUGGCGUCAGCAACAACGGCAAACCCAACAGACACCACCAUAACUAUCCGAUACAGCCACGUACGAAUGCGGCGAUGGUACGACCCAGCGUUCUCCACUCCACCAGGGGGCUCGGCGAGCCGCAGGACUACAGCCACGUUCUCGGAAGGAGGAUGGGCAGCGAGAGGGAUUUGAGGAGAGAGAGAGACAGGGAGUAUAUGUCCAAUGGACAGUAAAGAGACAGGGACUGUCUUUUCCAGAGAGCCAUGACUCCCAACACCUGCCCGUAAAAACCGUCUCACUGCCGUCUAUCCAGUCCUACAGUGUUGCUUGAAAGACAGUUGACCGAGUGAGACAGAAUCCGAGCUGAGCACUUGCCUGUUAGCCUCACCCUGCCCCUCCACCCGCAAACCUUUAGCACUUAGCAUGUUAGCAAGGUUUUUUGAAGCCGCAAAGCCGGAAACACUGAGCCACUUUUCAGGAAACCGGAUAUCAGUAUACUGUGAAGUGUUCGCUCGAAUCUGCAGCCAACAGUAGCAAGUCUCUGUUAGAGGACAUUUUUAGUGGACAUUUUUUUCUGCGCUUUUGUUGUUUUUUUGUUUGUUUGUUUUAAUUUUUCGGUAUGGGCAAACGUACAUGUGUGUGAUAUACACAGUGUCCUGAUUCCAGAGGCAAGUCUAAAUCUCAGCUCAAGGACUUUACUUAAAGACGAUCGAGCCGAGGACGGCUAGCGUCCGAGCAGCGCCGGAGCUUCUUGGCAAACACAAAAGCCGAUAUCACGCAGACUCUUUUGCAUUUGUGUUAAAAGCAAUCAAAGGACAAAAAAUGACUUAAAUGUGACUUGUGAUUGCGAUUGUUUUUUAAAUCAAGAGUGUGUGUGUGUGUGUGUGUGUGUGAAUGUGUGAAAGAUGAACGUCCUGAUUUUGACGACUGACAGCACCGACAAGACAGUAUCUCAUAGACCACUUGAAAUGAAAAAUGAUUUAAAAAAACAACAUUGUUAGUUCAUGUGUCUGCACGAUUCAUCAGUAUCAAUCGAAAUAAACAAAAUGCUUGGGGUUUUUUAUAACAAACAAAAAAGUUUUCUGAUGUCAUCACACACAGGUUGGUGGGCGGAAAAAAACGCCCGAAAGAAAAUCGCACGAAAUCAGUUACAAAUAAAAUCAAGUAUUGAAAUUUGCUGUAGCGCUGAUAGAUCAGAAAUUGUCAUGAUUAAAAAAAAAAAAAACAUUAACAUGUUGAAUUAUUUCACACCAGAUAACAGUAAUGACGCUGGCUUCCUAGCCAUAGCUAGCGUAUCGUAGGGAAAGUAGUGUUUUGGCUAAUUGAAACUGAACACCUUGUUUGCUUCUAUGCUAGCUAGCGUUAGUGUAGUGAAACAAAGAGCCGUGUCAGGUUUAAGAGACAAAGAAAACCGUCACUCGACAAAAUCAGGACGUUGGGGAGCGAGAACGUUCUCCAGCAAUCGUGGAACAGAUCACGAUCAGAUAAGGCGCGACGAGAUACCAGCUCCGACCUCUGGGAUGGUUUAGAAGUAAUAACAAUGACAACAAUAAUAACUGUGGGUGGAGUUUGAGUGUGUGUGUGUGUAUAUGUGUGUGUGUGUAAAUCUUUCUGAGGUGUGUUUGCUGCUGGAUACGAACACUGACGGCUUUUGUAAGUGUCUGUCUUUCCGCCUCACUGACCUGGCCUCUCUCUCUUCCUAUCUUUCUCUCUUUCUCUCUAAAUCUGCCUCUUUCUGUCUUUCUGUAAAGUGAAAUGUGAUCUCUCUCUCCUCCUCUCUCUCUUUCUCUCCCGUUCCAUCUUGUCUCUGGGGUGCUACUUCGGGAAGCGUCGCAGAGACACUGAGGCUCUUUGUUGCGGGCCGGACAGACGAGGAGUCGGGCGGUGAGGGAAUAGCAAUGAGCGGCAGAACGAGUCCGUCCCUCAAGGGCUCCGUCCUGGAUCGAGCGAAUUUUUAGCGGGCCAUCAAAGGGAACGGUUGG